AUGGCAGGAAAUGCCCAAAUCCAGAGUACAGAGGACAUUCCUACAGAUAACCGCCCAGAUGACUGCAGCAGUAGCUCAGAGGAACAUCUGAUAUCAUCAGAUUUUCAAGUAGAUUAUCAUGGUCUCAAGCAAGAUACAUCUGAAGAGCAUGCCAUUAUCCCAGAUGUACCCUUCACCAGCCAUAGGGAAGAUCCAUCAUCUGAUCCUUUGGAUUGGUUCCAAGCUUCUGAUUUAUCACAGACUAUAACACAAAAUAAAAGUCACAUUAGUGGUGCUCAACAUCCAAGAACUCACACAGGGAAGAAUGCUUUUUCAUACACACAAUGUGGGAAAUAUUAUAGCGUUAAAUCAGCUCUUGUUACACAUCAGGGAAUUCACACAGGGGAGAAGCCAUUUUCAUGUUCUGAAUGUGGAAAACGUUUUAACCAUAAAUCAAAUCUUUUUAAACAUGAGAGAAUUCACACAGGGGAGAGGCCAUUUUCCUGUUUAGAAUGUGGAAAAUGUUUUAAUCAGAAAUCACAUCUUGUUAAACAUGAGAAAUUUCACACAGAGGAGAAGCCAUUUUCCUGUUCAGAAUGUGGAAAAUGUUUUAACCACAAAUAUGAUGUUGUUAAACAUGAGAGAAUUCACACAGGGGAGAAGCCAUUUUCCUGUUCAAAAUGUGAAAAACGUUUUAACCAGAAAUCGGAUCUUGUUAAACAUGAGAGAAUUCACACAGGGGAGAAGCCAUUUUCCUGUUCAGAAUGUGCUAAAUGUUUCAAACAAAAAUCAGAUCUUGUAACACAUCAGAGAAUUCACACAGGGGAGAAGCCAUUUUCAUGUUCUGAAUGUAGAAAACAUUUUAGUGAUAAAGCAGUUCUUGUUAAACAUCAGAGAAUUCACACAGGGGAAAAGCCAUUUUCAUGUUCCGAAUGUGGAAAAUGUUUUAACCAGAAAUCAAAUCUUGCCAAACAUCAGAGAAUUCACACAGGGGAGAGGCCAUUUUUAUGUUCCGAAUGUGGGAAACGUUUUACUGAGAAAUCACAUCUUGUUACACAUCAGAGAAUUCACACAGGGGUGAAGCCAUAUUCAUGUUCAGAAUGCGGGGAAUCUUUCAAACAGAAAGCAAGCCUUAACCAACACCAGAGAAUUCACACAGGGGAGAAGCCAUUUUCUUGUUCAGAAUGUGGAAAAUGUUUUAUAAGUAAAUCAAAUCUUGUUAUACAUCAGAGAAAUCACACAGGGGAGAAGCCAUUUUCAUGUUCAGAAUGUGGGAAACGUUUUAUAAAUAAAUCAAAUCUUAAUACACAUAAGAGAAUUCACACUGGAGAGAAGCCAUUUUUAUGUUUAGAAUGUGGGAAAAGUUUUAGAAAUAAAUCAGAUCUUAUUAGACAUCAGAGAAUUCACACAGAGGAGUCGCCAUUUUCAUGUUCAGAAUGUGGGAAAUGUUUUAAGCAGAAAUCACAACUUGUUAUACAUCACAGAAUUCACACAGGGGAGAAGCCAUAUUCCUGUUCAGAAUGUAGAAAAUGUUUUACAGAUAAAUCAGCUCUUGUAAAACAUCAACGAAUUCAUACAGGGAAGUCAUUUUAAUUUUUAGAAUUUGGGAAACAAAAAGUCAAAUUUUGAUACUCAUGAAAGAGGUCAAACAGAGGAGAAACCAUUUGUAUGUACAGAUUGUGGGAAAUGUUUUAAUCAGAAAUAAAGUCUUGUAUA
Bufo gargarizans (Asiatic toad) is the source of this 1695-nucleotide messenger RNA. RefSeq names its product gastrula zinc finger protein XlCGF26.1-like. The transcript is spliced from 6 exons. Lineage: Eukaryota; Metazoa; Chordata; Amphibia; Anura; Bufonidae. Gene Ontology annotation, molecular function: RNA polymerase II cis-regulatory region sequence-specific DNA binding; DNA-binding transcription factor activity, RNA polymerase II-specific. The record is from RefSeq and is a predicted model, not a curated record. Gene Ontology annotation, biological process: regulation of DNA-templated transcription. The coding region runs from base 1 to 1572 and encodes 523 amino acids.